AUGACUGCAAUGUCAGCUCUGGUGGGCAAAGCCACAGCUCAAGUUAAGCGGUUAAUGGGCGGCAAAGAUGUGGUGGAUGUCGCUGGUUGGGCUCACCGCGUGGAGGCCAAAUACCCCAAGACUGCUUCAUUUCAUUUUCAACAUCAAACAACGAAAUGGGAUUGCGUCGAGGCUUUGGCAACAGAUUUGAACUGCCCAGAAAAUCGAUGUUUAACUCGCGCGCUACAACACUUCUAUGGUCGUCUCACAGGCCGCCCAAAUUUGGUUAAGUUGGAGUAUCCGGACGGUCUUCAAUUGACCGACUCUGAUGCCGUUAAAUUCCUAGUGAAUCUCUUGGGGGAUCUUCACCAGCCUCUGCAUGUUGGAUUUGCUGAAGAUUUCGGAGGCCACAAUAUCACCCUCAUCUAUACUGAUGCCCAACGGGAGAAGAAACAGACAACGAUGUUCAACUAUUGGGAUUCAGCUCUGGUUCAGAAGUCAAUUCAAGAGCGACCCGCUUUCUGGUAUGGGGGUUGGACGCAUUCUCAUUCACUUGGAGACAGACUGACAGCAUUGCGUCGCGAGUGGGAUUCUCAUGAAUCCGCCACACGACAUCUUUUGUUUGCGAAAUGGGCGACAGAGUCAUUGCAUCUUGUGUGUAAUAGCGUCUAUAAGGAGUCCCGUAGUGGCGCUAUCAUUCCAAAUGGGUUUGAAAUCGGGUCGACAUAUGAAUUUGAAGCAUUGGAGGUGACGAAACGUCAGAUCCUUACUGCUGGGGCAAGAAUUGGUUUCGUUCUGAACACUAUACUUAGCGAACGUGAUGCAUCGAAAUUACGCCAAGGAAGUGGUGUGGAAGUUCCAAGUGAGUUGCUCAAUACUAAAAGAUUUUUGAUCAAAAUGGUUCUCUCCAGUUGA
Messenger RNA from Condylostylus longicornis, 894 nucleotides. RefSeq lists its product as uncharacterized. Gene Ontology annotation, biological process: DNA catabolic process. The transcript has a single exon. Lineage: Eukaryota; Metazoa; Arthropoda; Insecta; Diptera; Dolichopodidae. The record is from RefSeq and is a predicted model, not a curated record. Gene Ontology annotation, molecular function: endonuclease activity; nucleic acid binding. Bases 1 to 894 code for a protein of 297 amino acids.